This is a messenger RNA of Zonotrichia leucophrys gambelii, 696 nucleotides long. RefSeq lists its product as uncharacterized. The record is from RefSeq and is a predicted model, not a curated record. Lineage: Eukaryota; Metazoa; Chordata; Aves; Passeriformes; Passerellidae. Bases 1 to 696 code for a protein of 231 amino acids. The transcript is spliced from 3 exons.
AUGGGGCUGGAGUUGGGUUUCACCUUCCCCGGCUGCCCCCGCCCGCCCGCCCGCGGCCGGAGAUGGAAAAUCCCGGAAAAGCCCGGUUGUGCCCGAGUCAGUCCCAGUCCAUCUGAAUCUGUCCCAGUCCCUCCCAGUCCAUCCCAGUCCAUCUCAAUCUGUCCCAGUCUGUCCCAGUCCAUCCCACUCUGUCCCAGUCCCUCCCAGUCCAUCUCAAUCUGUCCCAGUCUCUCCCAGUCCAUCCCACUCUGUCCCAGUUCAUCCCAGUCUGUUCCAGUCAGUCCCAGUAUGUCCCAGUGUGUCCCAGUCCAUCCCAGUCUGUCCCAGACCCUCCCAGUCAGUGCCAGUGUGUCCCAGUCCAUCCCAGACUGUCCCAGCCUGUCUCAGUCCCUCCCAGUCUGUUCCAACCAGUCCCAGUCUCUCCCAGUCCAUCCCGGUCUGUCCCAGUGCUUCCCAUCCUGUCCCAGUCAGUCCCAGUCGAUCCCAGUCCCCCCCAGUCCAUCCCAGUCCAUCCCAGUCCCCCCUAGUCCAUCCCACUCUGUCCCAGUCCAUCCCAGUCCCUCCCAGUCCGUCCCAGUCUGUUCCAGUCAAUCCCAGUGUGUCCCAGUCCCUCCCAGUCCAUCUCAGUCCCUCCCAGCCUAUCCCAGUCCAUCCCUAUCUGUCCCAUGCCUCCCAGUCUGUCCCAGUGUGCCCUAG